CACCUGUAAUGUACAGGUACCUGUCCUGUGAUGGGUUCUGAAAGCUGGCUACAUCUGUGUUACCAGGAGCUGAAGCUGCUGGGUGAGGUGAGAUCACUGCCACAGGCUUAGCAGCUCUUUGAGCUGUGCAAAGCAGUUUCUCCAUCACAUGUAACCCAGGUUUUCAUGUGGGAGCCACCUCAAGUCCCUUGCACUUGGAAAGGAGCUGGGACUCCCUGUAGGUGAAAAGAAAUCUAUGUGAGACUGUAGAAAACAAUCAGUUAAUGAAAUGGUUGUAGAAAGUAUUUCGGUUUAACCUCAGGCCUCCUUUGCCCUCAAUCUGUGAUGAUUCAAACAAAUAGCAAAAUUCUGAACACACGUGAAUUUAUUCAACUUUAUCUUUAAUCCCAUAAGCAUGGGACAGAGUCUGGGCCCUGAGUCACUGCCACUGGUUUCAAGUAGUGCCAGUGCCACAUUUGCUGCCACCUUACACCAGCAGGGAGAGUAAGCAUGAUUUCAGUUCCAAUCCUAUGUAAUUCUGGUGUAGCUUCAUAUGAGAACUCAUUGAAUACUCUGCUUAGUUCAGCAAGUGUGUGCUGGUAAUCCCAGUGCAAUGAAGGCUCCAUGGUUGCCACAGCAGGUGCCAUUAUUACACAACUGCAAUUUAGACGAGAUUGAAUUAGUAGUUUCUUCUAAACCUGCAUGUUCAGUUUGCUCUGCUCCAGAUUUGGACACAAAAUGUUCUUUCGCAGGUUCCAUUUUCCCAGCAUGACUCACCCAGUGGCAUUUCUUUGUGAUAGUGUUUGUCCUGUGCUUCACCAAGGACCUGUCUGCUCAGCUGCAGGAUGUAAAAGCUCAAGGUUGAGGAGCAGUUAAGUUUCAGCUUGGGAGCAGAACCUCAUAAAGCCUGGGUGUGGAUUGCCCUGCAAAGCCAGCCUGACUGCAUUGCUGCAGCCCUUGGAGCUCAGGAAUUUGGGGCUCUUUGAAAUGGCCACACCUUUUGUUUGCUCAAAGGGCAGGUUUGUUUUACAGGGUGUCUCCAUAGUAGCAAAGACUGAGAAAGAAAGUCAGGGAGGGGCUGCUGGGGUGAGUGGGUUGAGGAGCUGGUAGUGCACCUUAUUGCACAACCUCAUGCUGGGCUGUGUGAGCAACUGCUCUCAUGUAGUGCCUGAGCUUCCAGUGUCUGCACUCACAGCCCCACCUGUGUACACUAGAAAUGGUACCAGCUAUUGUGGCAGUACACCUGCGGGGAGCUGACGAGCUUUUCCCUACUUGUGUUACUAACGGACCCUUUAUCAUGAACGACAACAAUUCUUCUGCAGCUAAUGGAAACGACAUCAAAAAAUUCAAAGGUGAUAGAAGUGCUGGAGUCCCAUCCCGAGUAAUCCAUGUCCGUAAGCUCCCCAGUGAUGUCACGGAGGCAGAGGUCAUCUCCUUGGGCUUACCUUUUGGCAAGGUCACCAAUCUUCUCAUGUUGAAAGGCAAAAAUCAGGCUUUCAUAGAAAUGAACACGGAGGAGGCAGCCAACACCAUGGUGAACUACUACACCACUGUCACUCCAGUCCUCCGGAGCCAGCCCGUCUACAUUCAGUUCUCUAACCACAAGGAGCUGAAGACAGACAACUCUUCAAACCAAGCUCGUGCUCAGGCAGCUCUGCAAGCCGUGAACUUGGCGCCGCCGGGGAGCCUGGCCCUGCCGGCCGCUGCCGCAGCCGUGGAUGCAGGAAUGGCCAUGGCUGGCCAGAGCCCUGUCCUGAGGAUCAUUGUGGAGAAUCUCUUCUAUCCUGUCGCUCUGGAUGUUCUGCAUCAGAUUUUCUCCAAGUUUGGUACAGUCUUGAAAAUCAUCACAUUCACAAAGAACCACCAGUUCCAGGCCCUGCUGCAAUAUGCUGACCCAGUGAGCGCUCAGCAUGCCAAACUGUCUUUAGAUGGACAGAACAUCUACAAUGCCUGUUGCACGCUCCGCAUAGAUUUCUCAAAGCUCACAAGUCUCAAUGUGAAAUACAAUAAUGAUAAGAGCAGAGAUUACACACGACCGGACCUACCUUCUGGGGACAGCCAGCCCCCUCUUGAUCAGACCAUGGCAGCUGCUUUUGGUGCCCCAGGAAUAAUCUCUCCUUCUCCAUAUGCAGGAACUGGCUUUCCUCCUGCCUUUGCAAUUCCUCAGGCUGCAGGUACUGUAUUUCGCCUGACAGUUCCAAGUGUUCAUGGAGCACUAGCUCCUUUGGCUAUCCCAGCAGCUGCAGCGGCUGCAGCAGGACGGAUUGCCAUUCCCGGCCUCACUGGGGCAGGGAACUGUGUGCUGCUGGUUAGCAGUCUGAAUCCUGAGAGAGUUACACCCCAAUGCCUCUUUAUUCUUUUCGGAGUCUAUGGUGAUGUGCAGAGGGUGAAGAUUUUAUUUAAGAAGAAAGAGAAUGCCCUCGUUCAGAUGACUGAUGGAAACCAGGCCCAGCUUGCCAUGAGCCAUUUAAAUGGGCAGAAGCUCCACGGGAAGCCCAUCCGUAUCACCCUGUCCAAGCACCAGACAGUCCAGCUCCCCCGUGAGGGGCAGGAAACCCACGGCCUGACAAAGGACUAUGGGAAUUCUCCUCUACAUCGUUUCAAGAAACCAGGCUCCAAAAAUUUCCAGAACAUCUUUCCUCCUUCUGCCACUCUUCAUCUGUCCAACAUUCCACCUUCAGUAACUGAAGAAGACCUUAAGAUGUUGUUUUCAAGCAACAGUGGGGUGGUCAAAGGAUUCAAAUUCUUCCAGAAGGACCGUAAGAUGGCUCUGAUCCAGAUGGGCUCUGUGGAAGAGGCCAUCCAGUCCCUCAUUGACCUCCAUAACCAUGACCUGGGUGAGAACCAUCACCUGCGUGUGUCCUUCUCGAAGUCCACCAUCUAAAGCUUUGGAAGGCGUGAGACAAAAUGGACUUGACUUAAAACCUCUUGGGUUCAGCCUUAGGCCUUCUUCAAAGGCUGAACACGAGGGUUUCAACUUCCAUCAUUCCAUGAAAAAAAAAAAAAAAGCCACUUUAAAAAUGCAGCUGAAGUGACCUUAAAAGACCAGAGAUUUUUAUUUUUUUAGAGAGAAAUCGGUUUACCGGUUUUAAAAACAAAACCCAGUGAAAUCUUAAUUCCUCUUGCGGUGAUGGGUAACAAUCCUGACUGUUCCAAUAAAAAUCACAAGUUCAAGUUUA
Molecule: messenger RNA, 3158 nt
Organism: Pezoporus flaviventris
Lineage: Eukaryota; Metazoa; Chordata; Aves; Psittaciformes; Psittacidae
Product: polypyrimidine tract-binding protein 1
Exons: 14
Coding region: 1196-2863 (555 amino acids)
Biological process (GO): regulation of RNA splicing; mRNA processing; regulation of cell differentiation
Cellular component (GO): nucleus
Molecular function (GO): mRNA binding
Source: RefSeq, a predicted model, not a curated record